UCAUCCCAUUUCUUCCCCACAACUUGUGGUCCGACCUCCCUUUCUUAUCGUAUUCAAGUUCAACUCCCUCAUCUUUUUCAUCACUAAACUUGGUCACAUCAAGCUUUAAUCUCACUGUUUUAUCCUUUUAGUCUCUCUUCUCCUCACUUCUCUUCCCUUCCCCACCUCAAAGAUUCCAAGGACAAUCAAAUCCAUGUGACUCGCCACCUGCCUAGCUCACUCCUUUUACUUUCUAUGCCAGACCCCUCCUUAUUUUUCCCUCUAUGUAGUUCAACCCUUGCGGUUCAACUUAGAAUAGCUUCCUUCUAGCUUCUUCAUUUGGUUACUACUUCAAACAAAGUCCAACAAUGCCAACGGUUCACUCUAGUCCGUAUUUGCAAAUGGACAAUCCGGCAAUACUGUCUUUGCUUCGGCCUACUCCCGGAGAGAAGCCCCGUAAGUCCAGUGGUGGUGGUCUCAUGCGUAUGUUCAACCGCUUCCCCAUGUUAACCUCAGGCUGCAAGAUGGUUGCACUGUUGGGUAGGCCUAGGAAGCCUUUACUCAAGGACAGUGCUACCACAGGUACGAUUUUUGGCUACCGUAAAGGCAGAGUUUGCUUAGCAAUACAGGAUGAUCCCCAUUGCGUGCCCAUGUUUGUCAUCGAGCUACCGAUGCUUGCCAGCUUGCUUCAAAAGGAAAUGGCGUCUGAUAUGGUCAGAAUAGCCCUGGAGAGUGAGACCCAGACUCACAAGAAGAAACUGCUGGAAGAGUUUGUGUGGGCGAUCUACUGUAAUGGAAGGAAAGUGGGUUACUCCAUCAGGAGGAAACAAUUGUCCGACGAUGAACUUCACGUUAUGCAGCUCUUGCGAGGCGUGUCGAUGGGUGCCGGGUUUUCAAUUGCUAUUCAAUGA
Molecule: messenger RNA, 890 nt
Organism: Hibiscus syriacus
Lineage: Eukaryota; Viridiplantae; Streptophyta; Magnoliopsida; Malvales; Malvaceae
Product: protein MIZU-KUSSEI 1-like
Exons: 1
Coding region: 348-890 (180 amino acids)
Biological process (GO): hydrotropism
Source: RefSeq, a predicted model, not a curated record